AUGGAGCUGAAUACAACAGAGAAACGCCAUCGGACGCGUUCCAAAGGAGUCCGAGUUCCUGUGGAGACGGCGGCUCAGGAGUUGUUCAGUUGUCCGACCCCAGGUUGUGAUGGUAGCGGCCACGUCAGUGGGAAGUACGCCCGACAUCGCAGUAUUUAUGGAUGUCCUCUUGCGAAGAAGAGGAAGGCUCAGGAGAAGACGCCUCUGGAGCCGGCGCCUAAGAGGAGACCCUUCCUCACCUCCCCAGAGGAGGAAGAAGACGAGUCGGGUAUCUACCCCAACUAUGAAGCUGAGAGCAUGGGGGUGCAGGAGGAGGGGGAGCAGGGGGAGGUUGUGGGGAUUGUAGAUGAGGAUGAAGAUGAAGAAGAUGAAGAAGAUGAGGAGAGAGAGGCAGAAGAGGAUGGAGAGGUGGAGGAUGAGGAGGGCUUCUCAGAGGAGCAGGGAGAGGAGGAGGAGGAAGAUGAGGAUGAGGAUGGGGACAUGGAAAGAGAGGGAGCAGCAGUGAGGGAGCAGGUGGAGGAAGAAGAGGAUGGCGAUGAUGAGGAGGAGGAAGAUGAAGAAGAGGAUGAGGACCAGGAGGAACACAAUACUCAGCAAGCAGACAACCGGUACAAAAACGGAGGACAAUCACAGCUUACUGCCAUUCAGAAAGAUGACAACAACAACAGUUGCGGCGUGGGGGUCCCCAGCAUAAAUGGAGAAGAGUACGAGAACUAUGAUGAGCUGGUCGCCAAAUCACUGCUGAACCUUGGCAAGAUCGCCGAGGACGCAGCGUACCAGGCCAUGACCGAGUCGGAGAUGAAUAGCAACUCGUCAAACAGUGCUGAUGAGGAUGAGGAAGAAUUCGAAGGCAGCGGGUUGGGGCACCGGAAGGCAGAGCUGAGUGUGGACCUGGACAGCGACGUAGUCAGGGAAACGGUGGACUCUCUGAAACUACUGGCGCAAGGCCAUGGCACCAUGAUGCCUAAUGAUGGCUUCCCAGAAGGCACUGUAGUGGAUGACUGUCACACCAACGGUAACCCUGGCAUAGGAGUGAGAGGUGACGCGGAGGAGAGUGAGGAAGAGGUGUGUCUGAGCAGUCUGGAGUGUCUCAGGAACCAGUGCUUUGAUCUGGCCCGCAAGCUGAGCGAGACCCCUACCGACCAGCAGCUCCACAUCCAAAACCAGACCUCCGAGCGACCUGGUCAGCCAGAACAGGAUGUUGAGCACCGGCCCACGGAACGAGGCUACUCCGACAUGGUGAACCUCAUGAAGCUGGAGGAGCAGCUGAGUCCUGCCUCCCGCGGCUACCCGGGUAGCUGCAACCAGGACGGCGAUGAAGACACCACGUCCGUGACCUCUGACCGUUCCGACGAGGCUUUUGACAUGACCAAGGGCAACCUGUCCCUCCUGGAGAAGGCCAUUGCUCUGGAAUCGGAAAGGGCAAAGGUCAUGAGGGACAGGAUGGCCUCGGAGCACACAGCGGUCCGAAGGGACCUCCAUCACCGCAGCCACGGAGAACACAGCCCCCGGCAGAGCAGCGCUGUCGAGGAACGGCGCUCCAAAAUGCAUCCUGACGGGUCAAAGAGGGUGUACUACCAUAAAGACUCCUCCAGGGGGGAGAAGAAAGAGAGCAAAUGUCCGACUCCCGGUUGUGACGGUACGGGUCAUGUGACCGGUCUCUACCCGCAUCACAGGAGUCUGUCCGGAUGUCCCCACAAAGACCGAGUGCCGCCUGAGAUUCUUGCCAUGUAUGAAAAUGUUCUUAAGUGUCCUACUCCUGGCUGCUCUGGACGGGGUCACGUCAAUAGCAACAGGAACUCGCACCGCAGUCUAUCUGGUUGUCCCAUUGCUGCCGCUGAGAAAAUGGCCAAAGUCCACGAGAAGAGCCACUCGAGUGACGGCAGCACCAAAUCCAAUCAGGCUUCAGAUCGGGUUCUGAGGCCGAUGUGUUUUGUCAAGCAACUGGAGAUUCCUCAGUACGGCUACAAGAACCAUGUCCCCACCAGCACGCCACGCUCAAACCUGGCCAAGGAACUGGAGAAGUACUCCAAGACCAGUUAUGAGUACGGCGCCUACGACGGCCAGCACGUCACUUACGGCAAGAGAGGCCUCACCGCCAAGUCCCAUCACGGACGAGACACCUCCCCAAAGGGAUACGAAGCGAAGCGGUACUGUAAGACGUCCAGCCCGGCGAGCAGCACCAGCAGCAGCUAUGCCCCGAGCAGCAGCAGCGGUCUGAGCUGGGGAGGUGACAGCAGUGCCAGCAGCACCUGCAGUAAGAGCAGCUUUGACUACACCCACGACAUGGAGGCUGCCCACAUGGCCGCCACCGCCAUCCUCAACCUGUCCACACGCUGCAGGGAGCUGCCGCACACACUGGGCGGCCGAACCCACGACCUGCUGUCCCAGAGGAAUCCAGAUGGAGAGGUGGAGGACAACAGUCUGGAUGUGGGGGGUCAGCCAGGUGGUCCAGAGGGCAGCGAGACAGUUCUGACUCCUCUGCAGCCGAUGUCUCCUCAGCGCCAGGCGCUGCUCAGCAGCCGCUGUUACCAGCUGGAGCAGAGUGACUGGGACCUGCCUGUCGACUACACCAAGAUCAAACGCCUGCAGGAUGACCCGCACAGACAGAGCGAUGAGCUGGACCCCUUCCAGGAGCUCCUGGAGGAGCAGCACUACCCUGUGGAGGUCACCAUGCCCAGCCCCAAACACAAGUUCUCCUCCUGCAAGGAGGCGAAGAAGGAGCUGCUCACAUUGUCCAGCUGCCAACUGGCUGACAAGAACAUGAGAGGAAUGAUGAGCGCCAACUCCCAGGAUCUCAAGUGUCCUACGCCCGGCUGUGAUGGGAGCGGACACAUCACCGGAAAUUACGCGUCCCACAGAAGCCUGUCAGGAUGUCCUCGGGCCAAAAAGAGCGGCAUCAAAAUCCUCCACAGCAAGGAGGACAAAGAUGACCAGGAGCCAAUCAGGUGUCCGGUCCCUGGCUGUGACGGACAGGGUCAUGUGACGGGGAAGUAUGCGUCUCACCGCAGCGCGUCAGGCUGCCCACUGGCAGCCAAGCGGCAGAAGGACGGCUACGUCAACGGCUCCCAGUUUGUCUGGAAGUCUGGGAAAACAGACGGGAUGACCUGCCCGACCCCGGGCUGUGAUGGAUCGGGACAUGUCAGCGGCAGCUUCCUGACACAUCGAAGUUUGUCCGGCUGUCCACGAGCCACUUCUGCCAUGAAGAAGGCCAGGAUGAGUGGAGUGGAGAUGCUCACCAUCAAACAGAGAGCGAGCAAAGGAAUAGAAAACGAUGAAGAAAUCAAACAGCUGGACGAAGAAAUCAAAGAUCUUAACGAGUCCAACAGCCAAGUGGAGUCAGACAUGAUCAAACUGAGGACCCAGAUCACCACCAUGGAGACCAGCCUGAAGUCCAUCGAGGAGGAGAACAAAGUGAUCGAACAGCAGAACGAUUCGCUGCUGCACGAGCUAGCUAACCUGAGUCAGUCGCUCAUCAACAGCCUGGCCAACAUCCAGCUGCCACACAUGAGACCGCUGGCAGAGAGAGCGGGCGCAGUAAAACAUUACUGCUGCUCACAGAUUCCUUCCACAGAGCCAAUGAACGAACAGAACUUUGACACGUAUGUGAGUACUUUGACUGACAUGUACACCCAUCAGGACCAGUACCAGAGCCCGGAGAACAAGGCGCUCCUGGAGAACAUCAAGCAGGCCGUUCAGGGCAUCCAGGUGUAG
This is a messenger RNA of Lampris incognitus (smalleye Pacific opah), 3714 nucleotides long. RefSeq names its product myelin transcription factor 1-like, a (gene myt1la). Gene Ontology annotation, biological process: regulation of transcription by RNA polymerase II. The transcript has 25 exons. The record is from RefSeq and is a predicted model, not a curated record. Lineage: Eukaryota; Metazoa; Chordata; Actinopteri; Lampriformes; Lampridae. The coding region runs from base 1 to 3714 and encodes 1237 amino acids. Gene Ontology annotation, cellular component: nucleus. Gene Ontology annotation, molecular function: RNA polymerase II cis-regulatory region sequence-specific DNA binding; zinc ion binding; DNA-binding transcription factor activity, RNA polymerase II-specific.